Molecule: messenger RNA, 7375 nt
Organism: Lolium rigidum
Lineage: Eukaryota; Viridiplantae; Streptophyta; Magnoliopsida; Poales; Poaceae
Product: CCR4-NOT transcription complex subunit 1-like
Exons: 51
Coding region: 22-7194 (2390 amino acids)
Biological process (GO): nuclear-transcribed mRNA catabolic process, deadenylation-dependent decay
Cellular component (GO): P-body; CCR4-NOT core complex
Molecular function (GO): molecular adaptor activity
Source: RefSeq, a predicted model, not a curated record
CCGCCCUCCGUCGCCGGCGAGAUGAUCCCCUUCAGCUCGGCCGUCGCCGCCGAGGUCCGCUCCCUCGUCCAGGGCGCCGACGGCUCCACCCUCGAUUCCAUCUACCGCGAGCUCUGCCAGUUAGCAGACUGCAGUCCUGAUGGUUGCAUUUUACUGCUUCAAGUUUGUCUCGAUGAAGUGCUGCUGAGUGUUGGGGUGGCACAAAAUUCCCAAUCAAAACAAUAUCUUUUAGCCACUAUUUUCAGAUAUUGUCUGGAUAAACCAUACUUCAGCACCUGUUUUUGUGAAGCACUGAAGACAGUCUCUGUCAGUGAUGUUUUCCUUGAAACAUUGUCAAAUGAACUUGAUCUAUCAAGAGCUGAGAAGGUUGGUAUCGGACUUUCCCUGUCAGAUUCUGAGAAUAUAGGAUUGAAUCUGAAAGGCCAAAGAUUUUCAAUUGCUCAAAUCGAGGAGUUGUGUGAAAAUCCUGCACAACAUAUAUCAAAUGACCAAAUUCAUGAUAUUGUUGUGUUUAUUCACCGUACUGAUGGCCUCUCAAAGCACAUGGAUUCUCUUACUAACAUUAUUUCCCUAUUCAAAGUCAAAGACACGCCAUUCCAUGUUCCUCUCCCUAUUCAGGAUGGCAAUGUUUGGCCAGCUUCAAGACAUACAGAGCUAUGUGCUGGUAGCUUAGAUGAUGAUUUUGAUUCCCUUUUAUCUGAAAUUGGGAAAGAAAUAAGCAUGGCUGACAUCAUUACUGAAUUGGGCUAUGGAUGUACUGCUGAUAUUGCACAUUGUAAAGAUGUACUAGCACUUUUUGAGCCCCUCAAUGAUUUGGGAAUAUCUAAGUUGCUUGGGGCUGUUGUUUCCACUACCCUUGGUCUUGAUGAGGCUAAUAAUACGUAUUCAACAUUCAUUUCGGCUUUCGGCAACAGCCAAACAAGUGACUCAAUUCAAUCAACGGCAUGGAAUAUCAAUGUUCUUGUGGAUUCAAUUAAUGAAACUGCCCCAAGAACUAACUGGACCACUGUAAUGGAAAACCUUGACCAUGAGGGUUUCAAUAUCCCAGAUGAAGGAGCUUUUCGUUUAUUGAUGUCUAUAUAUUCCCGGGCUUGCAAGGAUCCAUUUCCCCUUCAUGCCAUCUGUGGAUCACUGUGGAAGAAUUUAGAAGGGCAAUUAUCAUUCUUGAAACAUGCAGUGGCCGCCCCUGUUCAUACAUUUACAUUUAAACAUUGUUCCAGGAAGAUGGUAUUUCCCGAAUUGGCUAACAUCCAAGACAAUCAGGCUUGGUACUGCCUAGACCUUUUGGAGGUGUUAUGCCAGCUUGCUGAGCUUGGGUUUGCAACAUCAGUGCGAUCGAUGCUGGACUAUCCACUAAGUCAUUGUCCAGAAGUCUUAUUUCUUGGUGUUAGCCACAUUAAUACUGCGUAUAAUCUCCUCCAGUAUGAAGUACUGUCUUGUGUUUUCCCUGCUAUACUCAAGGACACUAAACAUAACAGUCUAUUGAAAUAUCUCUGGCAUCUCAACCCUUCUCUUACCCUUCGAGGAUUUGUUGAUGCCCAUUCUGAUAUAAGUUGUCUUUUGAGAAUCGUUGAUAUAUGUCAAGACCUAAAGGUAACACAGAUCCUAUCUACGGUCCUUGAUUUUACUUCUUUAGCAUUUAGCAUCAAACUUGCUACAGUUUCCUUUCGAAAUGAUAAUAGCAACCUUGAGAAAUGGAUCACUGAAAAGUUGAGUGCACAGAGAGAGGCUUUUAUUGAGGAAUGUAUUAAAUUCUUGAAAGAAAUUGUGGUCAAUACAACUUAUGAUGCCGAAGAAGGUGUCAUCCAACAAUCUGAAGCUACAAUCGCGAAUAUUUGCUGGGAAUCUUGUCCUCUAUUUAUAAAGGUUCUUCAGUCUCACUCAGGGCAGCUGUUGACUAACCAACUGGUGGAUGAACUAAGUAGAGUGGGAGCUGCAUAUGAAUCAAGGAAUCAUGGUGCUGUAGGAAGGAAAAUUCCUACUCCCGAGGGAGGUUCUGAUGACAUUGAAGCACAGGCAAAUAUAUAUUUUCACCAGAUGUUUUCAGAACAGAUAAGCACUGAUGCUAUGAUACAAAUGCUUGCACGCUUCAAAGAGUCUACAAACAAGAGGGAGCUAGCAAUUUUCAAUUGCAUGAUCUCAAACUUGUUUGAAGAGUACAAGUUCUUCCCAAAGUAUCCAGAUACACAGCUUAAGUUAGCUGCUAUUCUUAUGGGCUCGCUCAUUAAACAUCAACUUGUGGCUCACCUGGGACUUGGAAUUGCUCUACGUAAUGUUCUUGAUGCCUUGCGUAAAUCUAUUGAUUCAAAGAUGUUUAUGUUCGGUACGGCAGCUCUCGAGCAGUUCAUGGAUCGUCUAAUAGAGUGGCCGCAAUACUGCAACCAUAUAUUGCAGAUCUCACAUCUUCGUGGAACGCAUGCCGAAUUAGUCUCUGCAAUUGAGCGAGCACUUGCCAAUAUAUCAUCAAGUCAAAAUGAACCAAAUAGUAGCAGCAUAUUUCCUGUGGAUCAGCAUGGUUCUGGUUCACCGUCUAUUGGGAGCAUAGAGGCUUCUGAAGCAUCAUGGCAGUUCAUUAAUCCUCCAACACAACUAGAACGGUCGCCUUCUUCUUUUCCACUGCAACAGAGGCACCAGGGUUUUCUUGGGGAGAGGUCCAAGGGUUCUACAAACAGCAUUCAAGCUAAGAACAUUUUAUCUGUCAGUCAACCUUUUUCUUCGAUACCUGCUGAUUCGUCUAUUACUCAAAAGGUUACUGCGUCGCCAUCCUCACAAUCUUCUCCCCACCAUUCUACCACUAUUUCAACUCCAUCACAAUCUACUAAUUUUCUGAGGCCCAGAAGCUCAGCUCCUUCAGGCACUCGAUCUUCGUACACAACAGGAUUUGGAGCUGCUUUAAAUAUUGAGACUCUUGUUGCUGCAGCAGAACGACGAGAUACAUCAGUUGAGGCCCCUCCCUCUGAAGUUCAAGACAAGAUUUUUUUCAUGAUCAACAACAUCUCCAUUUCUAAUUUGGAAGCUAAGGCAAAAGAAUUUAAUGAGGUUUUCCAGGAACAGUACUAUCCUUGGUUUGCACAAUACAUGGUCAUGAAAAGGGCAAGCAUCGAACCUAAUUUUCAUGACUUGUAUUUGAAGUUCUUCGACAAAGUGAACUCAAAAUUGUUGAAUAAAGAAAUGGUGAAAGCUACAUAUGAGAACUGCAAGGCCUUGUUGCAAUCGGAUCUUAUCAAAUCAAGUUCUGAAGAGAGAUCGCUGCUAAAAAAUCUGGGUAGUUGGCUAGGAAAGCUCACUAUUGGAAGGAAUCAAACAUUACGAGCAAAGGAAAUUGACCCCAAAAUUCUUAUAGUUGAGGCAUACGAAAGGGGGCUGAUGAUUGCAGUAGUUCCGUUCACUUCAAAGAUUCUUGAACCUUGCCAUUCAAGUAUAGCAUAUCGUCCUCCAAAUCCAUGGACAAUGGGUAUUCUUAGCCUACUUGCAGAGAUCUAUAAUCUACCAAAUCUCAAGAUGAACCUGAAGUUUGACAUUGAGGUCUUGUUUAAGAACCUCAGUGUGGACAUGAAGGAUGUAAAACCAUCUUCUUUUCUGAAAGAUCGUAUUCGCCAAAUUGAAGGAAAUCCGGAUUUUUCAAAUAAAGAUGUCAGUGCAUCUCAAACACCAGUGGUUGCAGAGGUUUCCUCUGGUAUGAUUCCAGCCAAAAAUCUUGUGGAAGUGCAACCAGAGUUAAUUAGUACCUCCCGGUCUACUAGCCUCCCAAAUAUGUUAAACCAGUAUGCACCACCUCUUCGUCUUCCUCCAAACAGCAUGGUAGAAGACGAUAAGGUUGCUUUAAGAAUGCCCGAUCAGAUUUCACCUUCGCAGACAUCGUCUCCAUCGCCUGCUCUGUUUACUCUUAGUCAGCUUAUGGCAGCGAUCCCACGCGCGGAUAUAUAUUUCAGAAUUAAUGAAAAGCUUAGCUCUCUUGGUUCACUACAAUAUAGCAAAAUCAUGGAUGUUGCUUUGGAUAAGGCUAUUAAAGAAAUUAUAGGCCCUGUUAUUCAGAGAAGUGUUACAAUAGCUACCCGAACCACUAAGGAACUUAUUAUUAAGGAUUUAGCAAUGGAAUCUGAUGACAGUGCCGUAUCUCGUGCUGCACAUUUGAUGGUUGGCACACUAGCUGGAAGUCUUGCUCAUGUAACUUCCAAGGAGCCUCUUCGUGUUGCUUUGUCGUCUCAUCUUCGAAGUCUCAUUCAGAACCUGAAUAACAACAGCGAAAGCACUGAGCAGAUUGUUCAUAUUCUGAUCAAUGACAAUCUCGAUCUUGGCUGUGCCCUAAUAGAGACUGUUGCGACACGCAAGGCUGUUGAGAUGAUUGAUGGAGAAAUCAAGCAGCCCUUUUCACAGCUAAGGAGGCAGAAAGAGUUACUUGGUUCUGGAUAUUAUGAUGCUUUUCCUUACACUCAAGGUCUUGCGCGUGUCCCGGAUGCACUUCGGCCAAAGCCUGCUGGUCUUUUAUGCGCUACCCAACAACGAGUUUAUGAGGACUUCAUUACUGUAUGGCACAGCCAGAGUAGUCAAAAUGCUGGAGCUACCACUUCUGCUACAGCCUUGACUGUUGCUCCGGGCAAUUCCAGUAUACCUCGACUGUAUAGCCCAAAUUUGGUACAGCCAUCAGAUCUGGUUCCGGAAGAGUCCGAUCAUGGUACUACGCAACUUUUAAGUGUUUCCACACAACUUGGUGCAAGUGACACUUUUGCCCCCACAAGCCUUACAUCUGUAUUCCCCUCUAUGUCAUCUAAUGAUGCCCCAGUGGGUGAACCAACAGUUGCGACUGAAAACUGCUACCAGGAUCUAGGUUCAACCACACCUCUUUCACCUACGGCUGCUGUUGAUCGCAUGGAAUCUGUUUUCGCUGAACCUCUGAAUACUGAAGAUGCAUUGGAGAGAUACCAACAGGUUGCACUGAAGAUUGAAGCCUUGAUUGCCAGUGACGGUAAAGACUCAGAAAUUCAGUCUGUUAUUGCGGAAGUUCCUGAUAUCUUAUACAGAUGUGUAAGUCGAGAUGAAGCUGCAUUAGCUAUGGCACAAAAGGUUUUCAGAAAUUUGUAUGAAAAUGCAUCAAAGGGUACUUCUGUUACAGGGAUUCUAGCAACUUUAGUUGCAAUAUGUGAUGUUUGCAAACUUGUUGUUAAAGAGAUAACAAGCUGGGUAAUGUACUGUGAUGAAGAUAAGAAGUUUAACGUCGACAUAAUUACUGGAUUAAUUCGUUCUGAGAUUCUUAAUCUUGGAGAUUACGAUGUUCAUCUAGCAAAGAUCAUUGAUAGUGGAAGAAACAAGGGUGCAACGGAGUUUGCUAUAUCACUUGUCCAGACAUUGAUCACUCAAGAACCCAAUGGCGUCUCCAAGCUUUAUAAUGUUGUCGAUGUAUUAUCAAAGCUUGCGAUCGGGCCUGGUUCACCAGAAUUGUUGCAGCAGUUGAUUGAGAUUGCAAGGAGUAAUUUCAACAACUCUGCUAGCUUUGCUGCCAUGAAGGAUGAAAAGGUUUUAUCUGGCCGCGCUUCGAUGUAUAAAGAAGAAAACGAUACUGCUUUACCAGAUGGUGUUAGUUUUCAAGACCAGGUUGCAGUCUUAUUCUCAGAUUGGUGCCACAUAUAUGAUCAUCCAAUUAUGGGUGAUUCAGAAUAUAGUCAUUACAUUGCGCAGUUGCAACAACAUGGCUUGCUUAAGGGAGAUGAUUUGACUGACCGCUUCUUCCAUAUUCUCACGGAACUUGCUGUCACACACACUGUUGUCUCUGAGCAACUUAUUGCUCCUGGUGGAAUACCUCAGCAACCUGCCCAGCAACUCCAGAUUUCAUAUUUCUCGAUUGAUUCAUAUUCGAAGCUUGUGACUUUAGUGUUCAAGUACUGCGUGAAUAUAGCACCAAAUAAAGGCAGCCUUCUUCCGAAGAUUCUCUUCGUAACUGCUAGGACCAUUCAGAAAGAUGCUGAAGAAAAAAAAGUUUCUUUCAACCCUCGGCCAUAUUUUAGAUUAUUUAUAAAUUUGCUAAGUGAGCUUAGUACCGCUGACCUUCAUGAUGCUGCUACUUUUCAGGUUUUGACUGCGUUUGCAAAUGCAUUCCAUGUGCUGCAACCUCUGAGAGUUCCUGCAUGGAGCUUUGCUUGGCUCGAAUUGGUAAGUCAUAGAAGCUUCAUGCCAAAGUUGCUGCUGUGCAAUUCACAGAAGGGCUGGCCAUUAUUCCAGAGGCUGCUUGUUGAUUUGUUCAAAUUCAUGGAACCAUAUCUAAGAAAUGCUGAAAUGGGACAACCUAUUCAUCUUUUAUACAAGGGAACUUUGAGAGUGCUACUUGUUCUACUCCAUGACUUCCCUGAAUUUCUUUGCGACUACCACCUCAGUUUCUGUGAUGUGAUUCCCCCAAGCUGCAUUCAAAUGCGCAAUGUUAUUCUGAGUGCUUUCCCACGCAAUAUGAGACUUCCAGAUCCCUCUACUCCUAAUUUGAAGAUUGAUCUGCUACCUGAAAUUUCAAAAGCUCCAAGAAUCAUGUCUGAUGUGGAAAGUGCUUUAAAGGCAAAGCAAAUGAAAACUCAGGUUGACGAGUACCUCAAGAGACCAGAAGGUUCAUCCUUUUUAACCGAUUUAAAGCAGAAGUUACUGCUGCCUCUAAAUGAAGCAAAUGUGGCUGGAACUCGUUAUAAUGUUCCCUUGAUUAAUUCGCUUGUCGUUUAUGUCGGCAUCCAGGCUGUGCAACAGUUGCAGCAUAACAAGGCGAAUGCAUCAGCACAGCAAAUCAACCAAAGUUCCCAGGUGGAGAUUUUUCAGAUUGAAACAGCUACCGAGGUCUUCCAGAAUCUGAUAGUGAAUAUGGAUACUGAAGGCCGUUACCUCGUCCUGAACGCAAUUGCUAACCAACUGCGCUAUCCAAACAAUCACACCCAUUACUUCUCCUUCAUCAUUCUGUACCUGUUUGCUGAGGCAACACAGGAUAUUGUACAGGAGCAGAUAACAAGAGUUCUUUUAGAACGUCUAAUAGUUAACCGUCCUCAUCCGUGGGGAUUACUAAUUACUUUCGUUGAGCUCAUAAAGAACCCACGGUACAGCUUUUGGGCUCGGCCCUUUACACAUUGCGCACCCGAGAUUGAGAGGUUGUUCGAGUCUGUUGCAAGGUCUUGUGGAGGAAAAGCUGUGGACGAGGGAGUUGUUUUAGCUGACGGUAGCCAUUAGAGAAUGUGUUCUAUGAGCUAUUUGUUCAUUUAUGACUGCUUUAGGACAAUCGUGCAAUUAACGUUUAAUAUCUACUCCAUCUGUUCCAAAAUAACUGUCGCAACUUUAUCUUGAUGCGGAUGUAUCUAUAAAUGAAAUAUUUCUAGAUAGGUAAUAUUGAUAAAUUGGUGACAUUUAUUUU